Chaetomium strumarium is the source of this 2227-nucleotide messenger RNA. RefSeq lists its product as uncharacterized. The transcript is spliced from 4 exons. Gene Ontology annotation, molecular function: oxidoreductase activity. The record is from RefSeq and is a predicted model, not a curated record. NCBI's taxonomy places the organism in Eukaryota, Fungi, Ascomycota, Sordariomycetes, Sordariales, Chaetomiaceae. Bases 114 to 2084 code for a protein of 656 amino acids.
CUUAGGUUAUCCCGCCCCCCUUCGCCCGUUACAGGGAGCAAAACUCUCAGGUCACCAAACGUGACAUUAGCGUGCGACGGAAGCAGUGAGCACAGCACAGAAAGCCGGCGGCGAUGGCCCCCUUCCGGCUAUCUCUUGUGGUUGUGGUGUUGAGCAUCGCGCAUACUCUGGUGUUCGCCCAGCGCGCAACCUACGACUAUGGCUUCGACGUCACCAAGAUAGCGAAACGCCAAGUCGCCCGAGGUGCACGCAUAGUCGUCCGAGACAAGAGCGGCGGCGACAUCCACCUGCGCCAGGAAAUUCGGCAGCUCGAGCAGGACCAGGACGUCUGGACGCUCUACGUCCUGGGCCUUAGUAUGAUGCAGCACACUGACCAGUCUUCGCCCACGUCGCACUAUGCCAUUGCAGGGAUACACGGGAUGCCUCACCAGACUUGGAACGACGUGAACCCGGUACCCGGGAGUGAGAACACCGGAUAUUGUACCCACUCGUCGGUCCUGUUUCCGACAUGGCACCGGUCCUUUAUGGCUCUGUACGAGCAAGUCCUGUCCGAACAGAUCCAGAUGAUUGCUUCGCUCUGGCCUCCUACGGAGAGGCAACGCUACCAAGACGCCGCCCGCAGGUUCCGAAUUCCCUACUGGGACUGGGCAGCCGCGCCGCCUCCGGGCGAGAGCGUGCUUCCCCGGAGUAUUGGCGGGAGUCCGUUUGUCGAUGUCGACGGUCCCAAUGGCCGCCAGAGGAUUGCGAACCCCUUGUUCAGCUACACCUUCAAUCCUCUCAAUGCCACCGCAUUCGGCUACCACCCCUGGAAUUACUGGAAUCGCACGCUCCGAAGCCCGUCGAGUGGGAAUCUGGAUGCCGUGUCUAAUAACUCACGGACCGCCGCCAACCUCGAUCAGAAUCGUCCAUCCAUUGCUCAGCGACUAUACGCCUUGUUCUCGAGCUAUGACAAUUACACCACGUUUAGCAACAAUGCAUGGGGACCGCAAGCCGAUUCGAUCGAGUCACUCCACGACACCAUCCACAGUUUGACGGGCGGCGUUGGGCCUGGCGAGCCGAACCCCGGGCACAUGGCCUUCAUCCAGUGGUCUGCAUUUGAUCCAGUCUUCUUCUUGCACCACUGCAUGGUCGACCGUAUCUUGGCCAUGUGGCAGGCGCUCCACCCCAACACCUGGGUUUCGCCGUCGAAAGCCCUGGUCAGGUCAUACACAACCCGCCAGGGCCAAGUCCAAAGUGCCAGUACCGCCCUGACACCUUUCUUCUCUCACGAGAACGGUACGUUCUGGACGUCGGACGCAGUCCGCGAUCACACAGUGUUCGGAUAUACCUACCCGGAGCUAGUGCGCGGCCCGUCUCGCAGCGGUGACAACGUCAAGACAGUGUCCCGCAUUUCCAGGCAGGCUGUGAAUCGUCUGUACGGGUCUUUCAGUCCGGCCAGCCUCUUCAUCAAGGAAAUGCGAGCCCAGGGGUUCAAGGGCAGCCGCCCAGCGACCUGGGCCGGCAGGGAAGUGGGCAGCGCCACCAGACUCCCUCCUCGCUCCGCCGCUAUGGAAGGAAAGAUCUUCUCCGGGGACCGCUACAACGAGUGGAUCGCCAAUGUCCGGGUUGGGAAACAGGCUCUGGGCGGGAGCUUCUCGGUUCAUUUCUUCUUAGGCAACCCCCCUCGCGAUCCCGAGGCGUGGCCGACAGCCCCAAACCAUGUCGGGACAAUGGGCGUGUUCGCCGCCGCAGCCGCCCCGGGAGAUGGCCAGCAGGGGGAUGCAGGCAGGGACGGCACGCAUGGCGCAGGCCAGAUGAUGAUGGAUGACCAUGACGUGUCUGUGUCCGGCACCGUCCCCCUUACGGCGACGCUGAUGAAGAACGUUGCCGCCGGCAGGUUGGCUAGUCUGGAGCAAGGGGAUGUGGAGCCGUAUCUGAGGGAAAAUCUCAAAAUGAGCGUCUUGGGUCCGAAAGGCGAGGUCUCUGCGGGUGAGUGUCUGCUGGGGAUGGGAAUACAAAUCGUCAAGUCGGAAGUCAGGGCGCCAUAUAAUGAGGAGGAGCUGCCUGAGUGGGGAGAGGCAAAGGCGUGUUUCGAAGUGUGUUGAAUGGUGUUAAUAUGAGGUCAGUUCUCUCCUGGUUCAUGAUGACGGGUUAGUGGUGAUGAUAAUGAGUAUGUAAUGCGCAAAGUUGGGUCGCUGCUACUAGUAGUUACUAGUAACUAGCUGCUUCGAUCUCGGUGAUGGAUGAA